Dryobates pubescens (Downy woodpecker) is the source of this 1066-nucleotide messenger RNA. RefSeq names its product cyclin dependent kinase 20 (gene CDK20). Gene Ontology annotation, cellular component: nucleus. Gene Ontology annotation, molecular function: ATP binding; cyclin-dependent protein serine/threonine kinase activity. Lineage: Eukaryota; Metazoa; Chordata; Aves; Piciformes; Picidae. The record is from RefSeq and is a predicted model, not a curated record. Gene Ontology annotation, biological process: protein phosphorylation. The coding region runs from base 35 to 1063 and encodes 342 amino acids. The transcript has 8 exons.
GCGCCGCCCCUGGUGCCCCCUCAAGGCCCCCAGCAUGGAGCAGUACAUCGUCCUGGGCCGCAUCGGGGAGGGGGCUCACGGCGUCGUCUUUAAAGCCAAGGACAGGGAGACAGGGGAGCUGGUGGCCCUCAAAAAGGUCCCCCUGAGGCACCCCGAGGAGGGAGUCCCCCCCCAGACGCUGCGGGAGAUCAAGGCCCUGAGGGAGAUCGAGGACCACCCCCACGUGCUCCGGCUCCGAGCUGCCUUCGCCCAGGGCCCUGCCGUGGUCCUGGCUUUGGACUUCCUGGUGGGGGAUCUCGGGGGGCUCCUCAGGGGGACCCCAACCCCGCUGAGCCCUCCCCGGGUCCGAGCCCUCAUGGCCAUGACCCUGCGGGGGCUGAGCCACUGCCACCGGCACCACAUCCUGCACAGGGACCUGAAGCCAGCCAACCUCUUACUGGACAGCACUGGGAGGCUCAAGCUGGCAGACUUCGGCCUGGCCAGGCUGGGGGGGGCCCCCCGGGGGCGUCCCUACAGCCACCAGGUGGCCACCAGGUGGUACCGAGCCCCCGAGCUGCUCUACGGCGCCCGGCACUACGACGAGGGAGUCGACCUCUGGGCCGCUGGCUGCAUUUUUGGGGAGCUGCUGAACCUCUCUCCCCUCUUCCCUGGGGACAGCGACAUCGAGCAGCUCUGCUGCGUGCUGAGGGCACUGGGCACCCCCAGCCCCAGCGCCUGGCCGGAGCUGUCAGCCCUCCCUGACUACCCCAAGAUCCGCUUCCGCCGCCAGCCUCCGGCCCCCCUGCAGCUGCUGGUGCCUGGGGCAGGCCCUGAGGCCCUGGACCUGCUGCGGCGCUUCCUGCGCUACCGCUCGGCUCAGCGCCUGCCAGCCUGCCAGGCCCUCCUGCACCCCUUUUUCUUCGGCCCCAUGGAGCUGACUCCCCCCCCCCAGGGGGGCUCCCGGCCCCCCCCCGACUUCCGCCUGGACCCCCCCCUGCUGCUGCCACAUUUUGGGGUGAAAAAGGACAGAUUUGGGUCAGAGGAGGAGGAAGCAGCCCUGGGGGGCCCUGAGCAGCACCCCUGAGGC